This is a messenger RNA of Chenopodium quinoa (quinoa), 3311 nucleotides long. RefSeq names its product putative receptor protein kinase ZmPK1. Gene Ontology annotation, biological process: recognition of pollen; protein phosphorylation. The transcript has a single exon. The record is from RefSeq and is a predicted model, not a curated record. NCBI's taxonomy places the organism in Eukaryota, Viridiplantae, Streptophyta, Magnoliopsida, Caryophyllales, Amaranthaceae. Gene Ontology annotation, molecular function: protein serine/threonine kinase activity; ATP binding. Bases 272 to 2674 code for a protein of 800 amino acids.
UUAUCAUAAACCAAAUAAAGCCUGAACUCCUUAGGCCGGCAUAAAAUUUUUAAUUUAACUUUCUAAAAAUAGCAUAAUAAUAUUGGUAAAUUGCCAUUUCAACUGCUUUAUAUAUGUACUUAGUAUUUUCUUAAAAAGUCAAACCUGGCUACCCCUGUCAGAAAAAGGAAGAAAAAAAAGUCAAAUUUGAUUGGUGUUUGGCUGGUUGUAUACAAAGUUACUAUAUAUAGAAAGCAGCCAAAGGAAUGGAUCAGAAUUCAAUUACCAAACAAUGAGAAACAGUAACCAAAGAAAUCUCUUCCUUCUCUUUGUUUUCAGUUCUUUUGCAUCAGUAGUUUUAGCCAGAAAUCAUCUGUCAAGAGGUUCUUCUUUAGCUGUCAAAGAUACUGAUGAUGGUCUCCUCAUUUCCCCUGACAGAACCUUCAGCUGUGGAUUUUCGAGUUUCGGAACCAAUGCUUAUUACUUCUCAAUCUGGUUUACCAAUUCAAAGGAAAGAACUGUUGUUUGGGUGGCCAACCGAGACAAGCCGGUUAACCGGCGUGGCUCUAGGCUAACUCUGAAGAAAAAUGGUGUACUGUUGUUGACAGAUUAUGAUGGUUCAACUGCUUGGGAAACAAAUACGACGUCAACAACUGCGGAAACAGCAGAACUUCUCAACACAGGGAACCUUGUUCUUAAGGAUAAUAGUGGUAAUAUUCUUUGGCAAAGCUUUGAUUUUCCUACUGAUACUUUGCUUCCUCAUCAACUGUUUACUAAGAACAAAAGAUUGUUGUCUAGGAUAGGUCCUCGGAUGUUUGGUUCCGGGUAUUUUAGUUUCUUUUUUGAUAAUGAUAAUGUGCUUAGAAUGAUUUAUGAUGGACCUGAAAUUUCUAGCAUUUACUGGCCUAAUAUUGCUUUUGAUCCGUUUCAAAAUGGUAGAACAACUUAUAACAGUAGUAGGAUUGGCAUGCUUGAUGAUAAGGGCACCUUUUCUGCAAGUGAUCAACUACAGUUUAGCUCUUUAGAUGUAGGUUCUGGGAUCAAGAGACGAUUAACAAUGGAUUUCGAUGGGAAUUUGAGGAUUUACAGCUUAAAUGAAUCGUCUGGUUUUUGGAAUAUAACCUGGCAAGCAGUUUCAAAACCAUGUGAUAUUCACGGUCUUUGUGGUAGAAAUGGAAUUUGUGAAUAUACACCGGAGCCAAAAUGUAGUUGUCCGCCUAGCUAUGAACCCACUGAUAUAAGUGACUGGAGCAAAGGGUGCAGGCCGAAAUUUCAUAGAAGUUGCUCUGACUCUGAGUUUGUUGAGAUCUCCCACCUCGAUUACUAUGGGUUUGAUCUCAACUACACUAAACCUGCUUCUUAUGAAUUUUGUAGGCAACUUUGCUUGGAAGAUUGCCGUUGUCAAGCAUUUAGCUACCGACUAACUGGUGAAGGAAUAUGCUUCACAAAAAGUUCCCUUUUCAAUGGAGUCAGGGUGGUUACUUUUCCAGGUAGCUUAUAUCUUCGAUUACCAAGAGGUGCACAGACAUCAGAACCUGCAAUCCUGAAUGUGUCUCAUCUUGUUUGUGGAAGUAAAAUAGUAGUACUGCCAAACACAUAUGACAUAACCAAUCAAAGAUUCAAGUGGGUUUAUCUGUACUCAUUUGCUACUGUCAUUGGUGCAAUUGAAGUAGUCCUUUUAGUAAUAGGGUGGUGGUUUCUUUUUAGGAAGCAUGGUCUUUCAGCUUCUAUGGAAGAUGGAUAUCGUGCCAUUUCAAAUCAGUUCCGAAGCUUCAGCUACAGCGAGCUCAAGAAAGCAACGGUUAACUUUAAGGAAGUUCUAGGAAAAGGAGGAUUUGGUACCGUUUACAAGGGUGUUCUAGGAGAUGACAGAGUAGUUGCUGUGAAGAAACUAGAAAAUGUGGUCCAAGGAGAGGAAGAAUUUUGGGCUGAAGUGAGCACAAUUGGUAAAAUUAAUCAUAUGAACCUCGCACGAAUGUGGGGUUUUUGUUCCGAAAGAAAACAUAGACUCUUAGUAUAUGAGUUUGUAGAAAAUGGUUCAUUGGACAGACACCUGUUCUUGGCCAGAACUGUUUUUGGUUGGAAAGAGAGGUUCAAAGUCGCGUUAGGCACAGCUAAAGGCUUAGCUUACCUUCACCAUGAGUGCUUAGAAUGGGUUAUUCAUUGUGAUGUCAAACCUGAAAAUAUACUACUAGAUGAGAAUUUCGAGCCAAAAAUUUCAGACUUCGGCCUUGCAAAGUUAAGUCAAAGAGGGGGUCAUGGUUCAUCAGAGCUGACUAGGAUAAGAGGCACAAAAGGUUAUAUGGCUCCUGAAUGGGCAAUCAAUCUUCCCAUUACUGCAAAAGUCGAUGUCUACAGUUAUGGAGUCGUGAUCCUAGAGCUUGUAAGGGGUAUAAGACUAUCGAGUUGGGUAGUAGAUGAUGAACAAUAUGGCAUAGAGGAAAUACCAGAAAUGGUAAAAUUUGUUCGGUUGGCUAAAAGGAAAAUUCAGAAUGGAGAAGAUUCAUGGGUAGAAGACUUGGUGGAUCCAAGAUUGGAAGGGCGUUUCAGCAGGAAUCAGGCUGCUAUAAUGAUCGAGGUUGGACUUUCUUGUGUGGAGGAUGAUAGAAACAAAAGGCCAACCAUGGAAUCAGUAGCGCAAGCUCUUGCAGAAUGUGAAGACGAAAUGCUAAUGCACCUUCCUGGCACUCUAUGACUCGAUAUUCAUGUUCAUCCUUAUCUAUGCACGAGUGUUAUCUGAAUUAUUCGUAAAAAAAUUAUUGAUUUGUUUCCGUUUUUGUAUUGAUUGUAAAUGUUAUGUGGAGUAUGAAUGAUAGUUGUAACAUUUUUCCUUUUUUUGUGGACUUGAAGAAUUUUGGUAAUUUAAUUAAUUUUAGCAAUUUUUUUAUUAAUUUUUUUAAUAGUAAUAUAAGACCAUACAAACAGAAUGGAGAAUGGAGAUAAUUCAUGGGAAGAUGCCUUUGUAGACCCUAAAUUGGAAGGAAAUAUCGAAACAGGAUGGGAGAAUUGAGAUUAUUCAUGGGAUUGAGGCUGCUAUGAUGAUUGAGGCUGGACUUUCUUGUGUGGAGAAUGAUAAAAUCAAAAGGCCAACCAUGGAAUCAGUCAUGCAAGCACUUGCAGAAUGUGAAGACGAUAAGCACAGUCCUGGCCCUUCGCAACUCCAAUCUAUUCUCACAGUAGCUCUUACAUGAGCUCCCAUGUAACAUUUACCUUCAGAUUUGCAGCUGUUCCAAGUUUUAAUGUACCUCAGCUGUAUGUAAUACAUAAACACUGAGCUGUGGCUUUUCGUGUAUCUGGUAGAGUUUUCUUCUGCAUGUCAGAGUAUUACCCUG